Messenger RNA from Selaginella moellendorffii, 1116 nucleotides. RefSeq names its product flavanone 3-dioxygenase 2. The coding region runs from base 1 to 1044 and encodes 347 amino acids. The transcript has 4 exons. The record is from RefSeq and is a predicted model, not a curated record. Lineage: Eukaryota; Viridiplantae; Streptophyta; Lycopodiopsida; Selaginellales; Selaginellaceae.
AUGCCUUCCUUUGUUGCAAAUGCCAAUCAGCACACUGGUGUCAAAGCUCUCAUGGAUAAUGGCCUCGUUACCAUUCCUGGCCGUUAUAUCAAACCUCCCAGCCACCGAGCUGUGAAGCAUUUGAUCGUUCCCGGAGUGGAGAUCCCUGUGAUUGACAUGGCUGCAUUGGAGAGUGACCGAGAGGAAUUUGUUCAAACUUUGUGCAUGGCUUCGAGUGAAUGGGGCAUCUUUCAGGUGAUCAACCACGGGAUUCCUGUUGAAACGAUGCAAGGCAUGGUCUAUGGAGUGCUUGAGCUCUUUGAUCUUCCUAUUGAGGAGAAGAUGAAGUAUUAUACGGAGGAGGUGUUUGUGCCAGUGCGGUACUGUACAAGUAUGACACCUUCUCAAGAGACUCAUAUGGAGUGGCACGAUCACUUUCAGCACUACUUUUCAAACAGAGAAAAGGAGCAUCCAUGGCCGGAAAAACCAGCGUGCUACAAGAGGCUCGCUUCCAGCUAUGUUUCAAGCGUGAAACAUCUGAGUCAGACUCUGUUGUCGGCUUUGUCAGAAGGGCUCGGGCUGGAUUCAAACUGCCUCGCGAAAUCUUUUGGAGACUCAGAGAUGAUCUUGCGAUCGAAUUACUAUCCACCGUGCCCAAAUCCUGAUCUUGCUCUUGGAAUGAAUGGCCAUACCGACAGCGGCGGUUUGACAAUCCUGUUUGAAGAUCAAGUUGGUGGACUCCAGGCCAGGAAAGGUGAUCUCUGGUACGACUUGAAGCCUAUAAAGAAUGCAUUCAUUGUGAACAUCGCUGAUCAGCUUGAAAUUUUGAGCAAUGGCAAAUACAAGAGCAUUGAGCACCGGGUCCUUGUCCAGCCUGAUCAAACUCGUCUCUCCAUCGUGGCAUUUUGCAAUCCAUCGCGGGAUGUUGUGAUAGGACCCCUGCCAGAAUUUAUCGAUCAGCAAAACCCGCCGCUCUACAGGUCAACCUUAUACGAAGAGCACAUCACAAAUGUCUACACAAAAUAUUUGGAUGGCAAGCAUUCACAAAAGCUCCAAAUAAACUAAACCGCUCUGACUUGCAGUGAGCUGUCAUUAAAAUAAAAUAAUACAAAUAAUGAAAUAACACAAGACUAUUUA